Messenger RNA from Suillus subaureus, 774 nucleotides. RefSeq lists its product as uncharacterized. The coding region runs from base 1 to 774 and encodes 257 amino acids. The record is from RefSeq and is a predicted model, not a curated record. Lineage: Eukaryota; Fungi; Basidiomycota; Agaricomycetes; Boletales; Suillaceae. The transcript has 6 exons.
AUGUCAUGGUUCAAGCUUGCUGAUGCUGAAUCAACCAAACAGAGAAUUCUCACACAGAUUGCAGCAAGAGUUUGUGCUAAGUCCCAACUGAGUCCAGUGGCAACUCCAAUGCAGCUCACCAUUUCAAGAGCCUUCAAGGGAGAUAAGCACUACUACAAUACAGAGAGGACAAGAUCCUUAGAGGACAGUCAAAUUGGACUCGGCCCAGGGAUCAGGUUUAUAAGGGUUUUCCUCAACUCUAGAAUACUAAUAUGUUCACAUGCAGUGACAAUGUCAUCUGUCAUCUGUCAACUACUGUUACCUGUGGUCAUCUAUGAAGAGUACAAAGAAGUCGAUCCUCUGGACAAUGCAGAAGAUAAUAAUGUAUCAUUCUUGAAUAACCCUCCCCUUUCAUCUGCACCACCACUCGCAUCUGUUGACCCCUCUGCAGGCCCACAUCCUGGCACAUUGAGGGAUUACCAUCCCAAUGUGCCAGUCACCCACUCUGGAGGGGAGAACCAUCUUCAGAAAAUGGAUUGUGAUAUACAGACUAAGAAUAAUCCGCCUUCUUUCAGCACAUUGAAGGAUCUGCACACUUGGAUCAAAGGACUACCUAAAGUACCUCAAUGGUACCACCAAUGGAUUCAAGUUGGUUCCUAUAAGAUGAAAGCACCCUUAAUGCUCUAUUGGAGGGAUUCUCUCGAGGUCAUAAAACAUCUAUUCACCAACCCAGUUUUUGCGCAUUAUAUGGAUUUCUGGCCAUACUGGGAAUUUGAAGGCCCAGACAAUCAAUGA